UUUCAGGUUUCUCAUUGCAGGGAUCACUGAUUGAGAAAUAGAUGGCUUUGCCUCGCCUCACAGGAGCCUUGCGCUCCUUUUCAAAUGUUACCAAGCAAGAUAAUUAUAGUGAAGAAGUGGCUGACUUAAAGCUAAAGCGAUCCAAACUUCAUGAACAAGUUUUAGAUUUGGGACCGACAUGGAAGAAUAUAGUAAAAUUUUUGAAUGAAAACCUGGAGAAGAGUGAAAUGCAAAGUAUAAAUGAAGACUUAAAAGAUAUAUUAGAAGCUGCAAAACAAAUAGUUGGAACAGAUAAUGGGAGAGAAGCAAUUGAAAGUGGGGCUGCAUUUCUGUUUAUGACAUUUCACUUGACGGAUUCUGUUGGUCACAUGGAGACAAAGGCUAUCAAACAGAUGUUUGGUCCCUUUCCAUCAUCAUCUGCUACUACAGCUUGUAAUGCCACUAAUCGAAUCAUUUCUCAUUUUAAUCAAGAUGAUCUUACUGCUCUUGUCCAGAAGACAGAAAAGGAAUCUAGUGAUACAGCAUUUUUUGGUAAAAAUUUAGCAUUUUCAUUUGACAUGCAUGAUCUGGACCACUUUGACGAACUGCCAAUAAAUGGUGAAGCCCAGAAAACUAUAAGCCUAGAUUACAGAAAGUUUCUGAAUGAACAUUUUCAGGAGCAUUCCACCGCAGAGCUCAAGCCUGUGGAAAAAACAAAUGGCUCCUUUUUGUGGUGUGAAGUUGAAAAGUACUUAAAUGCAACUUUGAAGGAAAUGACUGAAGCACCAAGAAUAGAAGAUCUUUGCUGUACUUUAUAUGACAUGCUUGCUUCCGUUAAAAGUGGUGACGAACUUCAGGAUGAGUUAUUUGAAUUGCUUGGACCUGAAGGACUUGAUCUUAUUGAGAAACUUCUCCAGAACAGAAUUACAAUUGUGGAUCGAUUUCUUAAUUCUUCAAAUGAUCAUAAGAUUCAAGCUCUUCAAGACAAUUGCAAAAAAGUUCUAGGAGAGAAUACCAAACCUAAUUAUGGUUGUCAAGUCACUAUUCAGUCCGAACAAGAAAAGCAGUUAAUGAAACAAUAUCGACGUGAAGAAAAACGAAUUGCCAGACGAGAAAAAAAGACUGGAGAAGAUGGAGAAGUUUCUGGAGAAGGACUUAUGGGCUUUGAUCCUAAGGAACUGCGGAUACACAGAGAGCAGGCACUUCUGAAUGCUAGAAGUGUUCCAAUUCUCAGCAGGCAGAGAGACAUGGACAUUGAAAAAAUUCAUUAUCCCCAUGUUUAUGAUUCCCAGGCUGAAGCCAGGAAAACAUCAGCAUUCAUUGCUGGUGCAAAGAUGAUUUUACCAGAAGGAAUCCAAAGAGAGAAUAACAAGCUUUAUGAAGAAGUAAGGAUUCCCUAUAGUGAACCAAUGCCAAUUGGCUUAGAGGAGAAGCCAGUUUAUAUCCAAGACUUAGAUGAGAUUGGACAGUUGGCUUUUAAAGGAAUGAGGAGACUUAACAGAAUUCAGUCAAUAGUAUUUGAGACUGCCUACAACACCAAUGAGAACAUGUUGAUUUGUGCCCCUACUGGAGCUGGAAAGACCAAUAUUGCAAUGCUUACAGUCUUGCAUGAAAUUCGCCAACAUUUUCAACAAGGUGUUAUCAAAAAGAAUGAAUUUAAGAUUGUAUAUGUUGCUCCAAUGAAAGCCUUGGCAGCUGAAAUGACAAAUUACUUCAGCAAACGUCUAGAGCCACUGGGUAUCAUUGUGAAAGAAUUGACUGGUGAUAUGCAGUUGUCAAAAAAUGAAAUUUUACGAACUCAGAUGCUUGUUACCACACCAGAAAAAUGGGAUGUAGUGACAAGAAAGAGUGUUGGGGAUGUUGCUCUUUCCCAAAUUGUAAAACUCCUUAUUCUUGAUGAAGUUCAUUUGCUGCAUGAAGAUAGAGGACCAGUAUUAGAAAGCAUAGUUGCACGUACUUUACGGCAGGUUGAAUCCACACAGAGUAUGAUAAGAAUACUUGGACUGUCUGCAACCUUACCCAACUACCUUGAUGUUGCGACAUUUUUACAUGUUAAUCCCUACAUUGGACUUUUCUACUUUGAUGGCCGUUUUCGUCCAGUACCUCUUGGACAGACGUUUUUGGGGAUUAAAAGUGCAAAUAAGAUGCAGCAGUUGAAUAACAUGGAUGAAGUAUGCUAUGAAAGUGUUUUAAAGCAAGUAAAAGCUGGACACCAGGUGAUGGUAUUUGUACAUGCUCGAAAUGCCACUGUAAGAACAGCUAUGUCUCUUAUAGAAAGAGCAAAAAAUUGUGGCCAGAUAUCCUGCUUUUUACCUACCCAAGGACCUGAAUAUGGACAUGCAGAAAAACAGGAAUGGAAAAAGCAAGGAGGGCAGAUAGGUGUGGAAGGCAAACUCUCCGACAUCAGAAAACAGUGGGACAUUGAAGGAAAGUGUGGUGAAGGGAAAAUAUAUGCUGCCAAAAGUGGCGCCUUUAUUGACCUUGGAAUUUUAGAUGUCAUGCAGAUAUUUGGCCGAGCUGGACAACCACAAUUUAACAAAUUUGGGGAAGGAGUCAUUAUAACAACACAUGAUAAACUCAGCCAUUACCUCACUCUGCUCACUGAACAAAACCCAAUUGAGAGUCAGUUUCUGGAAAGUCUUGCAGAUAACCUAAAUGCAGAGAUUGCUCUGGGAACAGUCACAAACGUGGAAGAAGCAGUGAAGUGGAUAAGUUACACUUACCUUUAUGUACGGAUGAGAGCAAAUCCAUUAGUGUAUGGCAUCAGUCACAAAGCUUAUCAGAUUGACCCAACAUUAAGAAAGCAUCGAGAACAGUUAGUCAUUGAAGUUGGACGAAAACUAGACAAAGCUCAGAUGAUUCGUUUUGAAGAGAGAACUGGUUAUUUUUCCUCAACGGAUUUGGGUAGAACCGCCAGCCACUAUUAUAUUAAAUACAAUACCAUUGAGACCUUUAAUGAACUCUUCGAUGCUCACAAAACAGAAGGUGACAUAUUUGCGAUAGUCUCCAAAGCCGAAGAAUUUGAUCAGAUCAAGGUCAGAGAAGAAGAAAUAGAGGAGUUAGAUGCUCUAUUAAACAAUUUUUGUGAACUCUCAGCUCCUGGAGGUGUAGAAAAUAGUUAUGGGAAAAUAAACAUCUUACUUCAAACUUACAUCAGCCGAGGAGAGAUGGAUAGUUUCUCCCUUAUAUCAGAUUCUGCAUAUGUUGCACAGAAUGCAGCUAGAAUCGUUCGUGCCCUUUUUGAAAUUGCUCUGAGGAAACGUUGGCCUACCAUGACCUACAGGCUCCUGAAUCUUAGUAAAGUCAUCGACAAGAGGCUUUGGGGUUGGGCUAGCCCUUUGAGACAAUUUUCAGUGUUACCACCACACAUUCUAACAAGAUUAGAAGAAAAAAAUCUUACUGUAGAUAAGCUGAAAGAUAUGAGGAAAGAUGAAAUAGGUCACAUUUUGCAUCAUGUGAAUAUUGGACUGAAGGUCAAACAAUGUGUGCAUCAGAUUCCUUCUGUUAUGAUGGAAGCAUCCAUUCAGCCUAUCACACGGACUGUCCUCCGAGUGACACUCAGCAUCUACCCUGAUUUCACAUGGAAUGAUCAGGUCCAUGGGACAGUAGGAGAACCCUGGUGGAUUUGGGUGGAAGAUCCUACAAAUGAUCAUAUUUAUCAUUCAGAGUAUUUUCUAGCUCUUAAAAAACAGGUCAUUAGUAAAGAAGCUCAACUACUGGUAUUUACAAUCCCUAUUUUUGAACCUUUGCCUUCCCAAUACUAUAUCCGAGCAGUUUCUGAUAGAUGGUUAGGAGCCGAGGCUGUUUGUAUUAUCAACUUCCAACAUCUGAUUCUACCAGAGAGGCAUCCGCCCCAUACAGAAUUACUGGAUCUUCAGCCUUUGCCAAUUACGGCUUUGGGAUGUAAAGCAUAUGAAGCCCUGUACAACUUCAGCCACUUUAACCCUGUGCAGACACAAAUAUUUCAUACACUGUAUCACACAGACUGUAAUGUCCUACUUGGAGCACCCACAGGAUCAGGAAAGACUGUUGCAGCUGAAUUAGCUAUUUUCAGAGUCUUCAACAAGUAUCCCUCCUCAAAGGCAGUUUAUAUUGCACCCCUAAAAGCCCUAGUUCGUGAAAGAAUGGAUGACUGGAAGGUUAGAAUAGAAGAAAAACUUGGUAAAAAAGUUAUUGAACUAACAGGGGAUGUGAGUCCUGAUAUGAAAUCCAUUGCCCAGGCUGACCUUAUUGUCACUACACCAGAAAAGUGGGAUGGAGUCAGCAGAAGCUGGCAAAAUAGGAACUAUGUUCAGCAAGUUACUAUUCUCAUCAUAGAUGAAAUUCAUCUGCUUGGGGAAGAAAGAGGUCCUGUUCUAGAAGUCAUUGUAUCUCGAACAAAUUUUAUCUCCUCACACACGGAAAAGCCUGUUAGGAUAGUUGGAUUGUCUACUGCAUUAGCUAAUGCCAGAGACCUUGCUGACUGGCUAAAUAUUAAGCAGAUGGGCUUGUUCAACUUCCGACCAUCAGUACGCCCUGUUCCACUGGAAGUUCACAUUCAAGGCUUUCCAGGUCAACAUUACUGUCCCCGCAUGGCAAGUAUGAACAAGCCUGCAUUUCAGGCAAUUAGAAGUCAUUCUCCAGCCAAACCUGUUUUGAUAUUUGUCUCAUCAAGACGUCAGACUAGACUUACUGCUUUGGAAUUGAUAGCCUUUCUGGCUACUGAAGAAGAUCCAAAGCAAUGGUUGAACAUGGAUGAAAGAGAAAUGGAAAACAUAAUUGGAACAGUACGAGAUUCCAACCUGAAGUUGACACUUGCUUUUGGAAUAGGAAUGCAUCAUGCUGGCCUCCAUGAAAGGGACCGAAAAACAGUAGAGGAACUAUUUGUGAACUGUAAAGUUCAGGUUCUUAUUGCUACAAGCACGUUAGCCUGGGGUGUAAACUUUCCAGCUCAUUUAGUAAUUAUUAAAGGAACAGAAUAUUAUGAUGGAAAAACAAGACGUUAUGUAGAUUUUCCCAUUACAGAUGUGCUCCAGAUGAUGGGAAGGGCUGGGCGCCCUCAGUUUGAUGACCAAGGCAAAGCUGUAAUUCUGGUUCAUGAUAUUAAAAAAGACUUUUACAAAAAAUUUCUGUAUGAACCUUUCCCAGUAGAAUCAAGCUUAUUAGGAGUGCUAUCUGACCAUUUAAAUGCAGAGAUCGCUGGUGGUACAAUAACAUCUAAGCAAGAUGCAAUGGACUAUAUCACCUGGACUUACUUUUUCCGACGUCUUAUCAUGAACCCCAGCUACUACAAUUUAGGUGAUGUGAGCCAUGAUUCUGUAAACAAGUUUCUGUCCCAUCUUAUUGAAAAGUCCCUGGUUGAGUUGGAACUUUCCUACUGUAUUGAAAUUGGAGAGGAUAAUCGGAGCAUUGAGCCUCUCACAUACGGCCGAAUUGCCUCCUAUUACUAUUUGAAGCACCAAACCGUUAAAAUGUUCAAGGACCGUUUGAAACCUGAAUGCACUAUUGAAGAAUUGCUGUCAAUUCUGAGUGAUGCAGAAGAAUACACAGAUUUGCCAGUAAGACACAAUGAAGAUCAUAUGAACAGUGAAUUGGCAAAAUGUCUUCCUGUUGAAUUAAAUCCCCAUUCAUUUGACAGCCCUCACACCAAAGCCCAUCUCCUGCUUCAGGCGCACCUCAGUCGAGCCAUGCUGCCCUGCCCAGAUUAUGACACUGACACCAAAACAGUCUUGGACCAAGCUCUCAGAGUAUGUCAGGCAAUGCUGGAUGUGGCUGCAAACCAAGGUUGGCUGGUGACUGCCCUGAAUAUCACCAACCUGGUUCAGAUGUUGAUCCAGGGUAGGUGGUUAAAAGAUUCUUCUCUUCUUACACUACCAAACAUAGAACAGCACCAUCUUCACCUUUUCAGGAAAUGGAAACCAGUUAUAAAGUGCUCACGUGCUAGGUGCCGAACCUCCAUUGAGUGCCUUCCUGAACUGAUUCAUGCCUGUGGAGGGAAAGACCAUAUAUUCAGCUCCAUGGUCGAGAAGGAGCUACAGGCCACCAAAACAAAGCAGGCAUGGAAUUUUUUAUCUCGUUUGCCAGUGAUAGAUGUUGGCAUAAGUGUUAAAGGCUCAUGGGAUGACUUAGCUGAAGGACACAAUGAACUCUCUGUCUCAACUCUGACUGCAGACAAACGAGAUGACAACAAAUGGAUCAAAUUGCAUGCUGAUCAGGAGUAUGUGCUCCAAGUCAGCUUGCAGAGAGUCCACUUUGGGUUCCACAAGGGAAAGCAAGAGAGCUCUGCAGUUACCCCUCGAUUUCCCAAAUCAAAAGAUGAAGGAUGGUUCUUGAUUUUAGGAGAAGUGGACAAGAGAGAACUUAUUGCUUUAAAACGAGUAGGAUAUGUUCGAAAUCAUCACAUUGCUUCCCUUUCUUUUUUCACCCCUGAAAUACCCGGAAGGUAUAUCUUCACUCUCUAUCUCAUGAGUGACUGCUACCUUGGUCUGGACCAGCAGUAUGACAUUUACCUCAACGUCACACAAGCAAGCAUUUCCAUGCAGGUCAACACAGAGGUCUCUGAUGCCUUCACUGACCUGGCAAUAAAAUAACCUGACCCAAACAAUGCAUUUGAAAGAAUUUGUUAAUGAAUCUGGCUGUUCAGUCAUCUGGACAAAGUUGAAUUACUUGAUGUUUGCCUUGACAGAAUCAACUCCUAACCUCAAGACAUCCAGGAAAUUAACAGUGGCUACAGUAUUGACUCCAGCGACACCAAGUUAGCCACAGUGGCCUUUUAACAAGUGUUGCCUUUUAUAAUAUUGUCUUCUUUCUUUACAUGUAAAAUGAAUGAGCAUGUAGAAUAAUCUUAUAAUUUGUGUAUAUGUGAGGUUAUAUGAGUUAUCAAUCAAAUUUUACAUCUCAUAAUGUACUGUUUACAUGAAUACUGGUUUUUCCUUUUUUUAAGACAAACUACAUUGAGGUGUGACCAUGUUAGGAUUUUAACUCUGCAUCAUAAAAUGUAUAAAUCUAUGAGGUGAUAUACAGUGUGUCUUGUGAGCAAAAUUUAUACUUUGAUCUGAUCACAAUGAAAUGAUUUCAAGAAUUUCUUAUAAAUAUUAAUAAUAUAUGAUGUAAAAUUAUAUUACAGAGUCCAAUGACAAUUAAAAAAAGAGAAAAGAAUAUACUGAUCUUAGAAAAGGUAGAUAUAAUACUGGUGGAAAUAAAAUAUAUGGAGUGCCACUUUAAGACAA
This is a messenger RNA of Marmota flaviventris (yellow-bellied marmot), 7187 nucleotides long. The record is from RefSeq and is a predicted model, not a curated record. NCBI's taxonomy places the organism in Eukaryota, Metazoa, Chordata, Mammalia, Rodentia, Sciuridae.